Adineta steineri is the source of this 1185-nucleotide messenger RNA. The record is from the annotation of a GenBank genome assembly. Lineage: Eukaryota; Metazoa; Rotifera; Eurotatoria; Adinetida; Adinetidae.
AUGGAUUUUACUGAAAUUAUAGAUAAUGCAAAACGAUUUGCAGGUGUAAAGAAAGAUACAAAUAAUUAUGAUGAUCUAAUUGUUGAUCGACUUCAUAAUCGUUAUACAGUUGCAAUAUUAGUUUGUUUUUGUAUUGCAAUAUCAACUUAUCAAUAUAUUGGUAAUCCAUUAGAAUGUUGGGUACCAGCUCAAUUUACAGAAAAUUAUGAAGAAUAUACAAAUUUAUUAUGUUAUAUUCAAAAUACUUAUCAUGUAUCAAAAGAUCACUUAGUUCCACAAGAUCCAAAUUUGCGACGUGAACGAACACUUAAAUAUUAUCAAUGGAUACAUUUUGUUCUUUUACUUCAAGCAUUAUUUUUUAGUUUACCACGUAUCAUAUGGCAAUCAUUUAAUGAUAAAAUCGGUCUAUCGAUUAGAAAUCUUGUCGAUGCAUCAAAUAAAUGUCAAACAUGUGAUUCUGAUGAAGAUAGAAGUACAGUUAUACAAUAUAUUUCUGAUUGUCUUCAACGUUAUGAAGAAUAUAUUGAUCCUUUAACUUCUGAUAAAUCAUCUUAUACAAAACAUAUAUAUCGUCAAUGUCGAUUAUUAUGUAAAGCUCGUACAGGUGUAUCCUUGACUUUGUUUUAUAUAUUUAUUAAAUUUCUUUAUAUACUUAAUUUAAUCUUUCAAAUUAUAUUUCUUCAAUAUUUUCUUAGUUAUCAUGAUAGGAAUUAUCUUCAAUCUGGUUUUGAUAUAUUCAUCAAAGUAUUUUCUGGUUUUUCAUUACCAGAAAGUAAAUUAUUUCCACGUAUAACAUUAUGUGAUUUUCAAAUACGUGAAUUAGGUGAUAAUCAUCUUUAUACAGUUGAAUGUAUACUUGUUAUAAAUAUAUUUAUUGAAAAAAUGUAUUUUAUGCUAUGGAUUUGGUUUGGAAUAUUAUUAUUCAUAACAAUUUUUGAUACAAUACGUAUUAUAUAUCGAAUAUUAGUUCGUCAUUCACGUCAUAGUUUUAUAGUUGAUAAUUUGGAUUUAAUUGUUAAAACUACUCAUAGAAAUGCAAAUCAAUUUGAAUAUUUUCUUCAAUAUUUUCUUAUUGAUAAUCUUUUUACACUAUGGGUUAUAUCAUCAAAUUCAAGUUCAUUAAUUGUUGCAGAAAUUCUUCAUGAAUUAUUUCAACGAAAAACACGUCAUAGUUCAGAUGUGUAA